Haplochromis burtoni (Burton's mouthbrooder) is the source of this 2116-nucleotide messenger RNA. It is a transcript of the gene ndfip1, whose product is annotated as Nedd4 family interacting protein 1. Gene Ontology annotation, biological process: metal ion transport; positive regulation of protein ubiquitination; ubiquitin-dependent protein catabolic process. The coding region runs from base 173 to 829 and encodes 218 amino acids. Gene Ontology annotation, cellular component: perinuclear region of cytoplasm; Golgi apparatus; endoplasmic reticulum. NCBI's taxonomy places the organism in Eukaryota, Metazoa, Chordata, Actinopteri, Cichliformes, Cichlidae. Gene Ontology annotation, molecular function: WW domain binding. The transcript is spliced from 8 exons. The record is from RefSeq and is a predicted model, not a curated record.
CACUUGAACGCAGCACCAGCUCUGCCACUACCAGGAGCGGAGAAGGAAGGAGAUGGCCGACUAGAAGGCAGCGUUAUCUUUGCUAUUUCGCCUGCGAGAUUCCUUUUACAUUACACAGUUUCACAGCAGAAGCAGAGGGAGUACUGUACAGUUAUUUCGUUCCUCUUCAGCUAUGGCAGAACAAAACAGCAGCGUCAGAUAUCAGGAGCUGGUGAAUGAGGAAGAGCCCGCCCAGCCUUCCCAGGAGGGUCCUGCCCAGGACGCCCCACCACCAUACAGCAGCAUUGCUGCAGCAAAUGCAGCUUUCUUUGAAUACAAGGAAGAUGGAGGAAGAUUUCCCAACCCUCCAUCCUACAGCGUUGCCACCACUUUGCCCUCCUAUGAUGAAGCUGAGAGAAGCAAAGCAGAGGCGGCCAUCCCGCUGGUCGCUGGAAGAGUCACGGAGGAAGACUUUGUGGCCAGAGAUGACUUUGAUGAUGCCGACCAGCUGCGAAUAGGAAACGACGGCAUCUUCAUGCUCACUUUCUUCAUGGCAUUCCUCUUCAACUGGAUUGGCUUCUUCUUGUCGUUCUGUUUGACCACAUCAGCCGCCGGCAGAUACGGGGCCAUCUCAGGCUUUGGCCUGUCGCUCAUCAAAUGGGUUCUUAUUGUCAGGUUUUCGACCUACUUCCCCGGUUACUUUGAUGGGCAGUAUUGGUUGUGGUGGGUGUUUUUGGCACUUGGCUUUAUGCUGUUUAUCAGAGGCUUCGUGAACUACUCCAGAGUGCGUAAACUGGCUGAUCCCACUUACGCCACCCUUCCUCGAACAAGGGUACUCUUCAUCUAUUAAAGGACGUGGAAGAACUGGAUGUGAAGAAGAAGAAGGAGUUUAAAAUAAAAGAAGACACUUAACCAGAAAUCAGCCAGAUGAGAUCCAGAUGAAGACGACUCGAGUCAAUAAAAAAUAAUAAUCAGGAAUUAUAUCACUCGUUUUCUUUUGUUUCAAACCUUUAUUAAAGACAAAUGGUUAACAGUAAUAGUCCCUCAAUGUACUCAUUAGUGGCGAAUGUUAAGUGCUAUUUACAUCUGUCUGUAAUGUAUAAGUAAUGCCUUAUAUCAUUUGAUGGUAGCAUACGAGCAUGCAUCUGCCCUUAAGGUCAAUUAAAUAGGGAGAGUCUCGUGUUGGCGACACUUGAAGCCAACAGGUAUUAAUUAGCGCAACACUCUGUAAGCUUGCCAUAGCAUGCAACACACUUUAUAAUAAUCUGCUCUUCGAGGUUUAAGCUCUUUUUAGAUUUCUUUAGGCUGUAAAUACGGAAGUACUCAUGAACACAUCCUCCACUCACCUGUUGGCUUUAAGCAGUGUUGCCAGGAGGGGACAGUGUUGUCUGCAGCUUUUAGAAACUGUCAUCGUAGAUGUGAUUCACACACAGCAAAGCGGCAUCCAUGAUUUUUGCCUGUUACAAUGUUUUUGUUGUACAUUAAAUCAGGUAAAACUCUCCAACCAGGGAAGAGAAUUCAAGUUGCAUGUGCAGGUUGAUCCUAGAAGAUGGAAAAGGAACUCGAUGGCCUCAAAUGUCAAGUGACAAAACCUGGAGCUGCUCUGCUGACAGCUGUGGAGACGCCAAAUUUCUUUUGGCACUGACAGUGACCGAGAUGAUUUUUAAGGGCAUAUGAGCAGCUUAACACUUCUAGUCCACGUCCCACUCGCUGUCAGAGGAAAAGCUGUCAGGAUUUCAGUACAUAAGAAACGAACUUGUAUUUUACUUCCAGGUGGGUUUUUACCUCAAGGUUUAAUUGAUGAUUAUUUCUUAAUUUUUCAUACUAUGUAAGAAGUUUCUCUGUUGUGAGUAUUAUUAAUUAUCAAAGAAUGUUUAAUGCAGGUGCACUUUUAGAAACACGGCCAAUAAGGACAUUUCCAUCAUUAGAUUAAGUCACAGACACAUAAAGCAAGUGGUGCAGGAUGUUGUUUUAUAAUGACGCUUGAAUCAACAGUUCAUAUUUCAUAUGCCAUGGCUUUCAUUUACAGACCAGUUAUGCUUCUUUCUAUAUGAUGUAGAGCUGCAGCCUGGGGUUUUUGUUGUUAUCAAACUGUACAGAAACUGUUUAGUGUUAAAUAAAUGUCACUUUAAAUGCA